Molecule: messenger RNA, 1087 nt
Organism: Hibiscus syriacus
Lineage: Eukaryota; Viridiplantae; Streptophyta; Magnoliopsida; Malvales; Malvaceae
Product: trihelix transcription factor ASIL2-like
Exons: 2
Coding region: 218-952 (244 amino acids)
Cellular component (GO): nucleus
Molecular function (GO): transcription cis-regulatory region binding
Source: RefSeq, a predicted model, not a curated record
GAAUGCAAUUGGAUAAUGCACGGACCUAUAAUUGAUAUAAUAGUCCACAAUCCAUCCCAACUCCAUCCCCACUACGGGAUCGCUAAAAUCACCGCCGGUCACCCAAAAAAGUAAAAAUGCACGGCCAAUCCUCUGCUUCUCCCCCAAUUCCUUCUUCAUUUUCCAUUUCACCUUAUCCACCCUCCCUUUCCCCGGCGCACGUUAGCUGCUUCUCUCCAUGAACAUCGGUGCCUCUAAUCAUGACCGCAACACCCACUCCUCCGGUGGCGGCGGUCGCGAAGACUGUUGGAGCGACGGAGCCACGUCUACCCUUAUCGAGGCGUGGGGUGACCGCUAUGUAAGGCUUAACAGAGGUAACCUCCGUCAAAAGGACUGGGGAGAAGUCGCUGACGCCGUUAACUCAGGUCGAGACGGCGUUAAGCCGAAGAAAACCGACGUCCAGUGCAAGAACCGGAUGGACACGUUGAAGAGAAAAUACAAGCAGGAAAGAGCCAAGCCGCCGCCUUCGAAAUGGGCCUUUUUUAACCGCAUCGAGGUCCUCAUCGGCGGCGACGCCUCCGCCAAUAAAAAGCUUACUUGCUCUACUUUCACGAUCAAACCCAAAUCGAAAUCUUUGUCUCUGGGUGUAAAGUCAACGGAGAGCUCCUCUGAUGCUGAUGACGAGGUGAGGAAAAAACAGCGGGUGGGGGAUGUUGGGUUGUCCGACGGAGUUGCUUGUAGGGAGUUAGCGAGAGCCAUUUUGAAGUUCGGAGAGAUCUACGAGAGGAUCGAGAGCUCGAAGCAACAACAAAUGAUGGACCUAGAGAAACAGAGAAUUGAGUUCACUAAAGAUCUGGAGUUCCAAAGAAUGAACAUGCUCGUGGAUGCUCAUCUGGAGAUGGAGAAAUUAAAGCGCCAAAAGCAGCAUUUCACUCCCUCAGGAAAGAAGUGCAAAUCUGAGAAUAGAAGCUGAAUCUGAGGAUCUGGGUGAUCAUGUCUUCUCUUGUUUUCAAGUAACUGGGGUGCUUCCAUCAACUGAAACUUGGUGGGUGUGUAAACAUUUCUUGUACAUAAAUUAGUUGUUGCGGUACAUCUCUUGUAUUGUCUA